Saimiri boliviensis boliviensis (Bolivian squirrel monkey) is the source of this 1428-nucleotide messenger RNA. It is a transcript of the gene UBE2J2, whose product is annotated as ubiquitin conjugating enzyme E2 J2. The record is from RefSeq and is a predicted model, not a curated record. NCBI's taxonomy places the organism in Eukaryota, Metazoa, Chordata, Mammalia, Primates, Cebidae.
GAAACGGAAGCGGAGCCGGCCCCGCCCCGCGAGCGGCCAUCUUGGAGGCUGAGGCGGCGGAGGCGCUGCGGCGGCUUCGGUGGGCCCAGUGCCGGCGCGGCGCGGCUGUUUCGGGCGCGGGCCCCGCUCUUCCGCACCCUGCUCCGGCCUCGACCACGGCGAGCCUGAGCGCGGCGGCAGGGAGAGGUGAGCGCGCUCUCGGGCCUGCGCCGGGUGCUCGGGCCCGCUCGUCCGCCCCUCCGGAGCCGGCCACGGCGGCGGCCCGGGGCUGCGGGGGACCCUGCGCGCCGCCCCUCGGUUCGCGCCGCCUCCCGCGGCUCCCGGCCCGAGCUCGCCUGCGCGGAACCCGAGAUGAGCAGCACCAGCACUAAGAGGGCUCCAACCACAGCGACCCAGAGGCUGAAGCAGGACUACCUUCGCAUCAAGAAAGACCCGGUGCCUUACAUCUGCGCUGAGCCCCUCCCUUCGAAUAUUCUCGAGUGGCACUAUGUCGUCAGAGGCCCAGAGAUGACCCCUUAUGAAGGUGGCUAUUAUCAUGGAAAACUAAUUUUUCCCAGAGAAUUUCCUUUUAAACCUCCCAGUAUUUAUAUGAUAACUCCCAAUGGAAGAUUUAAGUGCAACACCAGGCUGUGUCUUUCUAUCACGGAUUUCCACCCGGACACGUGGAACCCAGCCUGGUCUGUCUCCACCAUCCUGACUGGACUCCUGAGCUUCAUGGUGGAGAAGGGCCCCACCCUGGGCAGCAUAGAGACGUCGGACUUCACGAAAAGACAGCUGGCAGCGCAGAGUUCAGCGUUUAAUUUAAAAGAUAAAGUCUUUUGUGAAUUAUUUCCUGAAGUUGUGGAGGAAAUUAAACAAAAGCAGAAAGCACAAGACGAACUCAGUAGCAGACCCCAGACUCUCCCCUUGCCAGACGUGGUUCCAGACGGGGAGACACACCUCGUCCAGAACGGGAUUCAGCUUCUCAACGGGCACGCGCCAGGGGCCGUCCCAAACCUCCCAGGGCUCCAGCAGGCCAACCGGCACCACGGACUCCUGGGUGGCGCCCUGGCGAACUUGUUUGUUAUAGUCGGGUUUGCAGCCUUCGCCUACACCGUCAAGUACGUGCUGAGGAGCAUCGCGCAGGAGUGAGGCCUGGCAUCGAGACCAAGGCGCCACUGAGGGCGCGUCGCACGAGCGUGACCUGGGCCGGCCAGACAUGCUGCCCAGCACAGGCACACCCACCAGGCUCCUGGCUUUAGGUUUUAAAAACCUGGAAAGGAAAGCAAAAGCCAAAAUGUGUGACUGGGCUUCGGAGGAGACUGGAGACAGCCCUGCCCUGGCCAUGUGCCGCGGGGGCUGGCGUGGAGGGGCCGCCGGCUGCGGGUUUUGUAGCAUAUCUUCUGUGUUGUCUUUGGAUCUGUUUUAGUAAACCCGUUUUCCAUUUUA